Molecule: messenger RNA, 1608 nt
Organism: Talaromyces rugulosus
Lineage: Eukaryota; Fungi; Ascomycota; Eurotiomycetes; Eurotiales; Trichocomaceae
Exons: 3
Coding region: 1-1608 (535 amino acids)
Molecular function (GO): heme binding; monooxygenase activity; oxidoreductase activity, acting on paired donors, with incorporation or reduction of molecular oxygen
Source: RefSeq, a predicted model, not a curated record
AUGGAGACUCUUGGACGUGUCACCUUGACUCUGACCGUCAUCCUCGUUAUCGAUUUCCUCCGCAGACUUAUUCGAGCCAGGCUUACGUUCUACAAGCUCAAAAAACAGGAAUUGCCAAUGCCAUCAUGGAACCCUGUUCUUGGUCACCUCCAAAAGCUCGAUGAAAGCCUCAAACGAUUACCAAAAGGAUGCCAGGCAACCGAGCUCUUUUCUCUUAUGUCUCACGACUUUCCAGAUACUAGUAGAUCCUUUUAUGCCGAUUGUUGGCCAUUUGGAAAUCCUUUACUUGUUAUCAACUCACCGGAGCUCGCCAUCCAGGUCUGCCAAGAACAUGAUCUGCCCAAGCCUCCUAUACUUAUACCUUUCUUUAAGCCAUUCGCCGGAGACGGAAAUCUUUUUGUGGUGAAUGGGAAAGAAUGGAGACACUCACGUUCCUUGUUCAACCCUGGGUUUAGUGCUGCUGCAAUGCUUGAACAUAUGCCACAUAUUAUUACAGAGGCAGAGGCAUACGUCGAAAAGCUCCAAUAUCAUGCAAAAAAGGGUGAUACCUUCUCAUUGGACGAAAUCACUUGCGAUUACAUGAUGGAUGUUAUUGGGGUGGUCACACUCAAUUCUCACCUUAAAUUCCAGAAUGGAUACAACGCACUCGCGUCGGCGAUGAGGAGUUCUCUCCGUUGGCACUGCCUACCGGAAGAGCCCAACUUAUUUGUCCGCUGGAACCCAAUACGGCCAAUCGUACAAGCAUACAAUGGGUACAAAAUGAACCGCUACAUUAGUACAGAGCUAGAUAAACGCUAUGAAGAGUGGAAGAGUGGAAAGGCUACAGACCGAGCCAAGUCCGUCAUAGAUAUAGUGAUUGCAGACUAUAUGAGCCAGAGGCAAGCAGCAGAAGGGCUAGAUGCCGAGUUCAAACACUGGGCCAUCACGGCGAUCCGGCUUUUUUUAUUCGCUGGGCACGAUUCCACGGCAGCGACGAUUGCUUACAGCUGCUACCUCUUGUCCAAACAUCCUGAUAAGUUGUCCAAGCUUCGCGAUGAACAUAGCGAGGUUUUCGGAACUGAUCUCUCAGCCGCCACUGAAAUCUUGAAGCAACACCCCCAAAGCAUAAAUGAGCUCCCGUAUACUACAGCAAUCAUCAAAGAAGUUUUACGGCUUUUCCCGCCCGCAUCAGGUAUGAGAGGAGGCCUUCCCAAUGUCUAUCUACACGACAAAUACGGCAACAAGUUCCCCACUGAGAAUCUCAAUGUUUGGGUCAACCAUAGUGCGCUCCAUCGAAACCCCGAGUAUUGGCCGGAGCCUCAUUCUUUCAUUCCGGAGCGCUGGCUGGCCAAACCGGGGGACCCGUUAUAUCCUCCAAAGAGAGGAUGGAGGCCAUUUGAGUAUGGACCGCGCAAUUGCAUUGGGCAGAGCUUGGCAAUGCUGGAUAUAAAGAUCACGCUUGUGAUGACAGCACGAAGAUUUGAUUUCAAAGAUAAAUACGCCGAGUUGGAUAGUAGCCGUCCUCUUAGGGGCAUUUCGACCGUGUAUGGCGAGCGAGCUUAUCAAAUCACACAAGGCGCCGCUCAUCCAGCAGAUGGUUUACCGUGCCAAGUCACUCUACGUGGGUGA